AUGGUCUUUUCUGCCUCUGGUCUCGCCCUCUUGGGUCUUGGUGCCUCUCUGGUGAGCGCCAUCCCGCAGGCCAACCACAUCAUUGCUCGCCCUCCGGCGACAUUGACCGUGACUUCUCUCAUCGAGAUCACCAAUGAGGUCACCGUCACUGCCUGCGGUUCCGACUGCGCCACUGCGGUCACCGUCACCGUGACUGAGACCCAGCCGUGUUUCUACACCUGUUCGGCAUCGGCCUCCAGCUCCGUUCCCGGCUCCUGGACUUCGACUCCGUCUCUGCCUACGAUCAGCAUCCCGCCGAAGCCUUCUACUCCCACGAGCUACGCCAACUCUACCACCGGUAUCCCGACCUCAUCCACCCCGCUGGGUACCGGCUCCUCAACCAGUCCUACCUCUGUCUCUCCUCCGGACACAUCUUCUGAUGGCACCACGGUCUCAACUCAGCUACCUAGUCUGACCACUUCUCCUCACUGGCCUGCCAACACCACGACCCGUACCCGGACAAAGACAAUCAAGACCAGGACCUUGACCCUGUCCACGGGCAUCUCCCUCACCACCGGUACAGGCACCGGUUCCAGCAGCGUGCCGUACCCCAGCUCCAGCCUCUGGAGCAACACCACUCGCCCUAUCCCUAGCACCACCCUGGGAUCCUUGACUACCACUAAGGCCACACUUCCGACCAUUCCCAUCCCCACCCCGUCGGAUGUUGAUACCACCUCUGCUCCAUGCACCACCUACGGUUGCCCCUCGUACACCACUGCUACCUACACCACGGUCAUCAACACCACUGUAUCCGACCAACUCCCGGAGACUGGCACAGCAUCCCGGUCAAAGACGACCCUGAGAUCCACCAUCAUCGUGACAGUGACCAAGUCUGUGCCAUCCAGCACCGGCACCGCCUACAGCUCGACCAGCCCCGGCACUGGCGUCUCCACCGGCUUCCCCUCGCACACCAUUCCCACUAGCUCUAUUAAGCUGUCUUCUACCCUCAGCUACCCCACGACCACCUCCUCUCCUUGGACUAACACAACUACAACAUCUCCCGGCACCAGCACCGAGACGAUCUCCGACGAUGUGACCACCGCCACUGAGUCGCCUUCUUCCACUAAGAAGCCCUGCACCACGCACAAGACCGAGUCCAGCACCGAGUCCAGCACCUACCCCGCCUCGACUCCUGGAACCACCGUCUCGGACGCUAAGCCAUCCGCAGUGACUACUUCUAGCUCCAUCUCCGGUGGUUACGACACUUACCCGACUUCUUCUCCCGGAACCACCGUGUCUGACGCCAUGCCGUCGGCCGUCAGCCCUUCGGAGUCUCCAUCCAGUUCCAUCCCGGGAGGCUAUGACUCUUACCCAACCUCCACUCCUGGCACCACCGUCUCGGACGCGAAGCCCUCCCUCGUCACCCCCUCAUCCUCUAUCGAUGGAGGCUACGAUACCUACCCAACUUCUUCCCCCGGUACCACUGUCUCAGACGCCAAGCCGUCCCUGGUCACUCCCACCACUAUGGAGACCCGGACAUCUGAUGAACCUACGGCCAGCUCGUCUACCUCGAUCUACGGGGGCUAUGACUUUGGCCACAAGCGCCGCGUGAUUCGUCACUGA
Colletotrichum gloeosporioides is the source of this 1602-nucleotide messenger RNA. RefSeq lists its product as uncharacterized. The record is from RefSeq and is a predicted model, not a curated record. Lineage: Eukaryota; Fungi; Ascomycota; Sordariomycetes; Glomerellales; Glomerellaceae. Bases 1 to 1602 code for a protein of 533 amino acids. The transcript is spliced from 3 exons.